GCGUCCCCGGCCGGUUUGAGGGGUGCGUUGCCCGGAGACGGAAAGUUUGGGAGCCGCAGCAGGCUCUUGCGUGGCCCCGGGUCGGGGUCCGAGGAGUGGCGGUCCUGGGGAUGGGGAAGGAGCAGGAGCUGCUGGAGGCGGCCCGCACCGGGCACCUCCCGGCCGUGGAGAAGCUGCUGUCCGGGAAGCGGCUCUCCUCCGGCUUCGGCGGCGGCGGCGGCGGCUCCGGCGGCGGCGGCGGCUCCGGGGGCGGCGGCCUCGGUUCCUCCAGCCACCCGCUUUCCAGCCUGCUGAGCAUGUGGAGAGGGCCAAACGUGAACUGCGUCGAUAGCACCGGCUACACUCCCCUACACCACGCUGCUCUGAAUGGCCACAGGGAUGUGGUCGAGGUUCUUCUGAGGAAUGAUGCACUGACCAAUGUUGCUGACUCGAAAGGCUGCUACCCACUGCACUUGGCAGCAUGGAAAGGAGACGCCCAGAUAGUGCGCUUGCUCAUCCACCAAGGGCCCUCGCACACCAGAGUCAAUGAACAGAAUGCUCUUGAGAUCAGAGAACUCAAAAAGUACGGCCCCUUUGACCCUUAUAUCAAUGCCAAGAACAACGACAACGAGACGGCCCUGCAUUGUGCAGCGCAGUACGGCCACACGGAGGUGGUGAAGGCCCUGCUGGAGGAGCUCACAGACCCCACCAUGCGCAACAACAAGUUCGAAACCCCCCUGGACUUGGCAGCGCUGUACGGGCGGCUGGAGGUGGUGAAGAUGCUGCUGAGCGCGCACCCCAACCUCCUGAGCUGCAGCACGAGGAAGCACACCCCCUUGCACCUGGCAGCGAGGAACGGCCACAAGGCUGUGGUGCAGGUGCUGCUGGACGCCGGCAUGGACAGCAACUACCAGACGGAGAUGGGCAGCGCUUUGCAUGAGGCUGCUUUGUUUGGCAAGACCGAUGUGGUGCAAAUUCUGCUGGCUGCAGGAAUCGAUGUCAACAUAAAGGACAAUCGUGGACUGACUGCCCUGGAUACUGUGCGGGACCUGCCUUCGCAGAAGAGCCAGCAGAUAGCCGCACUGAUAGAAGAUCACAUGACUGGAAAAAGAAGCGUGAAAGAAGGUGAUAAGACCUCCACAGCCCAGCUACCUCUCCUCUCCGGCACAGAUGCCAUAGCACCAAAGUCUCAGGGUGAGGAAAGUCACAAAGUCACAGCCAGGAAAGAGGUGCAGCCUGAGGAGAGCCAGUCAUUCUCAGGUUUUGUGUCUGUCGUGUGGAUGGGCAUUUGUGCCAGCGAGGCAGUUAGGGAACGCCCACCGCCUCCAGCAAAGCCGCCACCUGAUGAAGAGGAGGAAGAGCGCGUAGAUAAGAAGUAUUUGCCCUUGACAGCCUCUGAGGGCCUGGCUUUGAGACCCCGGAUUCAGAGCGGUGUCCCCCGGGAGGAGGACGAGCACCCGUAUGAGCUGCUGCUCACAGCAGAGACCAAGAAGCUGGGGGCCCCCGCUGGAAGGACUAAAGACCACAGGCAGAGCAGCAGCAGCCGGAGCCAGGACUCUGUGGAGGGGCAGGACGGGCAGGUCCCGGAGCAGUUCUCAGGUCUCCUCCACGGCUCCUCCCCAGUGUGUGAGGUGGGACAGGACCCUUUCCAGCUGCUUACUGCCCCCAGCCAGAACCACCCCGAGUCCCCCCAGCAGGACGCCUGCCACGAGGCCAGCAUGCAGCUGGAGGAGCCGGGUGUGCAAGGCCCUGGAAGCCCACAGCCCGGCGUCCUGGACCAAAGCAAGAGAGUGGGCUUCCCAGCAGGCCUGCCUGCCCCGGGCAGCCGAGCACACCUCCAGACGUGGACUCACACAGUGCCUCUGCACCCUGCUGGUGCUGAGGAAGAGGACGACAGGAGCAGAGCCCCUCCCACCAGCAAGCCCAAAGCGGAGCUCAAACUCAGCCGCAGUUUGUCUAAGUCUGACUCCGACCUUCUGACCUGCUCCCCCACGGAGGACACCACCAUGGGGAGUCGCAGCGAGUCUCUGUCCAACUGCAGCAUCGGGAAGAAGCGGCUGGAGAAGUCACCUUCAUUUGCCUCGGAGUGGGAUGAGAUUGAGAAAAUCAUGAGCUCGAUUGGAGAAGGAAUUGACUUUUCUCAGGAACAGCAAAAGGUCUCAGGUUCUCGGACGCUGGAGCAGAGCGUCGGGGAGUGGCUGGAGUCGAUGGGCCUGCAGCAGUACGAGAGCAGGUUGCUGCUGAAUGGCUUUGACGAUGUCCGCUUCCUGGGGUCUAAUGUGAUGGAAGAGCAAGACCUGAGGGAGAUUGGCAUCAGUGACCCACAGCACCGGCGGAAGCUGCUGCAGGCUGCACGCUCCCUGCCCAAGGUGAAGGCCCUGGGCUGUGACGGGGCCAGCCCCCCGUCAGUGCCCUCCUGGCUGGACUCCCUGGGGCUGCAGGACUAUGUCCACUCCUUCCUGUCCAGCGGCUACAGCUCCAUCGACACUGUGAAGAACCUCUGGGAGCUGGAGCUUGUCAACGUCCUGAAGGUCCACCUGCUGGGCCACCGGAAGCGCAUCAUUGCCUCUCUUGCAGAAAGGCCCUAUGAGGAGCCACCCCAGAAGCCCCCAAGGUUUUCCCAGCUAAGAUGCCAGGAUUUAAUCUCCCAGACAUCGUCCCCGCUGAGCCAGAACGAUUCCUGUACAGGGCGGUCGGCAGACCUGCUGCUGCCCUCGGCUGACACGAGCAGGAGGCGUCACGACAGCCCGUACGACCCCGGGGCCGCCUCUCGGGCAGAGCGCUUCCGAGGGCAGGAGGAGCCCGGUGAGACCAAGCUGACCCUCCGUCCACCCAGCCUGGCUGCUCCCUAUGCUCCUGUACAGAGCUGGCAGCACCAGCCGGAAAAACUCAUCUUUGAAUCCUGUGGUUAUGAGGCCAAUUAUCUGGGCUCUAUGCUGAUCAAAGAUCUUCGAGGGACAGAAUCCACACAAGAUGCCUGUGCCAAAAUGCGGAAAUCUACCGAGCACAUGAAGAAGGUCCCCACCAUCAUCCUGUCCAUCACAUACAAAGGGGUCAAGUUCAUUGACGCUUCCAACAAGAAUGUCAUUGCUGAGCAUGAGAUCCGGAACAUUUCUUGCGCUGCACAGGACCCGGAGGACCUGUGUACAUUUGCCUACAUCACCAAGGACCUGCAGACCGGCCACCACUACUGCCACGUUUUCAGCACCGUGGACGUGAACCUCACCUAUGAGAUCAUCCUGACCCUGGGGCAGGCAUUUGAGGUAGCCUAUCAGCUGGCCCUCCAGGCCCAGAAGUCCAGGACCAUGGGGGCCUCUGCAGCUGCGAUGAUUGAGACAAAAUCUUCCAAACCGGUGCCUAAGCCUCGGGUCGGCGUGAGGAAGUCUGCGGUGCCGACGCCCCCCGACACUCGCUGUUGUCACUGUCACACCUGCACCACCCACCGUCCUUCCUACCUUCCGCUGCCGUCUGUUAGUCCUGGAGUCAAGCUGGAACCGCCUGAUUCGGACCAGGAGGCCCCAUCCCACGCUAGUGUUUCCUGGAUUGUGGACCCAAAGCCAGACUCUAAGCGGAGCCUCAGCACCAAGUAUGAGACCACUAUCUUCUAAAGCCACCCUGUCUCCACCACCCCACUGUGCCUUUACCACCCGACCCUUCUGCUGUCUCAACUCUCCUUCCAGCUGCGCCACCAGGCCCCACCUCCGUGGGCCCUGCUCUCCCGGCAGCAGCUCAGACACUCCUCCACACACAGCUCCUGCUCACACCACCCAACACUGUGAAUCCUCCCUUGGGCUGAGGACAGCUGGGGGGUGACUUGCCUUUGAAGGGGGCACCAGAGGGGCUCUGAGGCCCCCAAAGUCUACAACAGGCACUGUGAGGCGAGGGGCGGGGGUAGCUUCUAGCGGGACCCCACUAGCCCCCUCCGAGGUUGCUCUCCUCUCCUGUCCUCUCCUGGGUCACAGCUGGAUGCCAAAAGCUACCAGUUUUCACCUUUCCUGAGCCCCCAGCACUGUGACUACCCGGUGCCGGGAUGUCCUGCACACAGCCGCCCUCAGGUGCUGCUUCCUCACCUGGUCAGGCCCCGUGAUGUGGCUUCACCAGGGACAGACUUUCUGUAAGGGCCAAGGUUGGUACCAGCCAUGCCCUGCACAUCCAAACAGUGGGCUCCUGAGGGGCCUGUGUGUGCCUGGCCCCCAUCUGUGCUGUGGGCCUGGUUCCGGAGUCCAGCUCACCGAGGUGCGCCCUGCACACAAGUGCGCCUUCUUCCUUCUCCAAGUGGAGCUGCCCGCGCACAGGGCGGAGACCGAGCAGCUUCUCUGGUGUCUGGCAACGUUCUCACCCUCCCUACGGUGGUGGGGACCUGAGGCAGCCGUCAUCCAGCCGUCCCCAGCAGCUAGCGUCACGGAGCUGGGUCUUGGAGACAGCCCCACAUGUCCUGGCGUGGGAAGACCAGUCUAGAUGGCAGGGGACAGAAGAUCUGGUGGCUGUGGCCGUGGAGCCAGCAGUGUAGGACAGUGCAAGAGGGGCAGUCAGCACCCGAGCUGUCCGGCAGGGCCGGCCCACCGCGCGGCCUGCCUCUCCUGUGCCUUCCUGAGCAGAUGGGCCAGGAGCAGCGUGGGCUGUGGGCUGUGGAGGGCGUGCAGGGGAGGCAGGGACCUUUUGUUCUGCUCUGUCCUUCCCGUUUCCUCCACUUUGCGCAGGCUCUUUGGUUAACUCUUUCCUCCCCCGUUGUUUGCUUCUGCCAAGCUGAGCCACUGAGGAGCCAGCCACACUGUGCUGUGGAAACGCGGAGGUGGGGGGCACAGGUUCCUGUGCCCCGGCGCCGCCGAGAGCCUCACCUGCAGCGCUGAAGACCCAGGCCCAGCCCCGCCGCGGGACCUCCUUUCCGCUGCUUGGCCUGGGCCUGCCACCACCUGCAGGACAAACCCAGCCAUGGAGGCAGAGAAGACACCAGGCAUCUAGCCGAGGGGACCAUAACUUUGGGUGGCCCAGGAGUGGCCUGUCCAGGACAUGUGUUUUUCAUAGGAAAAAGCAAUCUUUUUUAUAAAAUUUUAACACUUGGCUCCAGCUUCUGGGUGAAGCUGCCAGUCAGGAAGACAGAGGAAGACCAGCAGAAGCCUCGCCUGUACAGCCCCUGCCUUCAGGAUGGGGUCUCGGCCUGGCAGUGGCUUGGCCAGAGUUGAGACUUCAGUCUUUGGUCCCCAGCUGCUUUAGAGCUGGGCCGAUGGCACUUGGGCCAGAGCAGAAGUUUCUGGGGUCCCAAGUGGGGAUGAGCAAGUAGUUUCUGGUGUGGGGAACUCCUUGGUACUCCCCUGUGCACGUUAGCACUGCCCGAGGCAGCUGACCCAUGUUGCUGACAGGCUGCGGCAGCCAGGUCAGAAGGGAGAAGGGACUUUGUUUGGAGCAUUAAUGGGAAUGUCAGCUAAGACUGCAGCUUGCCAGCUGGGGAUUUGUCUGUCCCACCUCACGCUAGUACUUUUUGACUGUUGUAUCCUCUGUGCUGGACACAUCUGUUCCAGAUGUGGAAAAGGCUUGCCCACUAUGGUCUUAAGGACAGGCUGGUGCUCCUUAACCUCUUCUGCAGCUUGCUUUACUUUUUAAAGUGACUUGGGUGGUAGUCCUUGUCCUGGGCUUAAGGAACAAUGAGGAGCAGAGUGCUAGGCAAAAGGGACCAAGUCAGGCCGGCCACUCCCCAGGGUUUCUGGAGUAGAGAGCAAAAUGGAAGAGACGCACUGAGCCCAUGGGGACAGUAGCAGGCCUCAGGCUUUCCUGGCAGCUCAUUCUGGUCCUGGGGACAGUGGGCCAGGCUUGAGCGGUCUGUGAACUGCAGUCCUGGGCGUGUGUGUGGAGUGCUCCUGGGUGUGUGUGUGGAGUGUUCCUGGGUGUGUGUGUGUGUAGUGCUCCUGGGCAUGUGUGUAGAGUGCUCCUGGGCGUGUGUGUGGAGUGCUCCUGGGCGUGUGUGUGGAGUGCUCCUGGGCACCUUCACCUUGUGGCUGGUCAGUGGGAAGCAGGGCUGACCUCUGCUAGACCUGGGGCUUUCUGUCUGCUCUGUGCUGAGGUACAGCUCCUCUCUGGGAGGAAGCCAGUGCUCCUCCACUGCUCGGUACUGGCGGAAGUACUUCCUUUCCCUGCCUCGCGCUCUCAGCCCUUGAAAGCUCCCCUUGGUUCGUGGACCGGUUGUGCUGAACCCCUCCCUGCUCCCAGCGGUGAGCUCGGUGGUGGCUGCGAAGCCUGGGGACACUGUAGACACUACGAGAAGUUCAAGCUGCAUUUUGUUCUAAAACCACAGGCAGGCACUUCUUCCCUUGACGCUGCUACGUCUUAUUUAUUCAGGGUGUUUCUACCAGAAAGUCUUUGGCUUGGCUGCUCUGGGUCUCGUUGCAAGAUUGGUUUGGGGACAUUCAAGAAACCCCUCUUCUACUCCUCGGGGCGGGUCUCCCCGCUUCAGGACAGGUGCCAAGUGGAAGGGUCGUGUCCUCUGACAAAACCAAGGCUGUGCCUGGCUGUGGAGGAGCCGUCCCGACGAGGGUGGUAAAACGUGCCCAGUGUCCUCAGCGCCGUGGCCGCAGGCUGCCCUGAGCAGGAGGCCCCCACCAGCAGGCUCUGCAUCCCAGCGGGGGACUCUGGGCUCUGCCCCUGAGGUUGCCUGUUAGGGAGUUCUCGGGAAGCCUCGGGUUUGAGCACUCGGAAGGCCUGGCUGCAAUCGUCAAGAUGAUUCACAGUCAGCUCGUGAGGGGCCUGGGCCUAUACUGCAGGUCACGGGAGUUGUUGCUCAUGGCGGACGGUGGGACUGGACUAUGAGAAAAAUGUUAUUUAAUCUUUGUUUCCAUAUUUUGAUACUUGAAUGACUUCCCUUUUGUUUUACUGUACAUAAAAUUGUUAAUCUGUCUGAUUUUGUUUGAAUUAUAAACACCUUGUGGUACCAAACGUAACCAACCUGUGCAGCAGCAUAGACUGACCUCACUACAGCGUGUGCAUAUCCUGGUCUUCCAGCUCGGUUGUAAUUGUCGUGGCUGGACAGCUUAGGACAGACUGAGCUAAUAAAGGAGAGCCUGGAAACCA
Peromyscus maniculatus bairdii (prairie deer mouse) is the source of this 7041-nucleotide messenger RNA. NCBI's taxonomy places the organism in Eukaryota, Metazoa, Chordata, Mammalia, Rodentia, Cricetidae. The record is from RefSeq and is a predicted model, not a curated record.